Messenger RNA from Amoebophrya sp. A25, 2449 nucleotides. The record is from the annotation of a GenBank genome assembly. NCBI's taxonomy places the organism in Eukaryota, Dinophyceae, Syndiniales, Amoebophryaceae.
AGUAAAAGCAACUUCUACAACAUCUAGGUGGGCAGAAGCGAACCAAGAGAAAUACAUUUUUUUACACAGUUAUGAGAUCUGCUUAGGCGCCUUGCCGAAUAGAUUCAAAUCAUCAACGUCAGCUGAGAAGAUAAUUGAUAUCAUACGUAAUAAAUAAUUGUGCUGACAAGAUAGACAUAUUUUUAUCUACAGUUAUAGAUCUCCAGUUAUAGACCCAAAUAAACAAAAAAAUGAUGGCUCGUAAACUUCGUGUGCUAUGCCUUCACGGCUAUGGGAUGUCAGGAGACUUCAUGCGGAUGCAGAUUGAGAAAUCUGUCUUCGGUUCUUCGCCGAUUCUCAAGGAGUUGCUUAUGGCUACUUAGUCUACCAGGGUUAGGCUGUGAGACUAGAGAUGGAGGUCUAGAGCCAUACUAGAUAACAUUUCAAUUCGAGAUUCAUAUUUGUUGGGGGAUUCAUCUUCUUCAAAGUUUUUCUGAAAUAGAAAUACAGACUCACUACAACAGCGACAUUGCUCUAAAUUUUUGGAUUUCGUGUUCCUGGAUGCGCCGUACCAGGAUGCUGAUGCGCGAGACCCCUCCGAAACUGACCAUGAGCAGCAAGCGAGCAGUGCUGUCGUGGAAUCCAGUACAACUCCUACAUCUCAUCAUGAGCAUGGGGGUCGCGUGUGGUGGGAUUUUCACCGUUUGGCGGAUUCACCAGCCCCUUCUCGUCUCGCGGGGCUCAAUCGCGGCGUCGCUGGCACGAUUCGCUGCUUGGGCGAGCAGCUACGCAACCUCGGACCCUUUGACGGUAUUGUCGGCUUUUCCCAAGGUGGACUCGCUUGUCACUAUUUGAUCGGCUUCGUCUAUCAGCGAUUUAACGGAGACUUCGAAGCAGCUGCAACGGCCUUCGAACGGACCUUUUCACCGACACUAAAUCGAUUUCUACUAGACGAGUAUGGAGGUCGUGAGAAAAAUAUUAGGACAGGUCUUCUAAAGCAAAUAGUAAUAGAGCAAGAACGCCAGCAACAGGAUCCUCAUGCAAGCAGAGCAGUAUCUCAUGCGCAGUUGCUUCGGAAGGAACGGUUCGAACAUAUGCUCUUGGACGAGACCAGGGAGUUUGACAUGCUACAAGUUGCGAACAAACUAUUCUCAUCUUCAGCUUCUUCUUCUUCCUCUUUGCAUGCUGCUCAAGAACAUGCGGAUAAAAUUUUUCCUUCCUUCUAUAAUAAUGUCAAUCUACAACAUCAAGCUGGUGCUUCGAAAGAACAGGAUUCUAGCAGAGCACAAGAAGAAGUAGAUGUAGAUGACCGGCUAGAAGUAGUACACGAAGAGCACCAGUUAGAAGCCGACGUAGAAGAGCAGGCACAACGACAGGUAGUAGGUGAUCUUCAGGUACACGAGGACCACGAGGAAAUCACGUUUCUCCGCCAAGCGCGUCAGAGGAAAAAGACGGAAGCGCAAGCUUCAGCGAUGAGCAGCACCAUAGUAGAGGAUAAGAUAGCUCCAUCAAAACCAAAAGCUAAGCCUUUCACUCUCUCUACUCCGAUUGGGUCGCCAACGAGUCCACUGAGUUCGGUAAGGUUUGUUGUGCUCAUAAGCAGUGGCGUACCUCUGGAUGGGACGAGUCGUUUGCAAGCACGACCGGCGCUAAGUGGUAGCAACUCGCGCUUAGUGCCGCCUGUAGCCUGCUUAGCCAUCGCGCAAAUGGAUGAUCGCGUUGUCCCGCCAGAACUAACGCUGAAGAAAACCUUCAACACACAAGGCAGGAGUACAAGUCAGUUUCUUCAGCGUCGUCAAAACGUUGUAACAAAUACCAAGCAGCAAGAAGAUGAUCGCGAUCCUACAUCUGCUUCUGCUGUUGAUGUAAGAAGCCACAGAGAUGAUCAAAAUCCUACAUCUUUUGCCACUUCGCCGUAUCCUUAUUUUCGGCAAGUGACAGAGAUUCUGAACGCGCAGGGAGGCCAUCGGGUACCACGCGAAGACCACUUCUCUCCAGAGGGACUGCAAACGCUUGUCGAGUUUUUUCUCGCUCAAAGCGAGGCCGCGAAUGUCCUCUCAAAUUCUAGACUGCCGAAAGCGAAACUGUGACUUCCGAAAGCGAAACUUUGUUGUGGAUGAGGAUGUCGAUGUGAUGAGAUUUGAUCGUUUCAAAGAUUUUUAAAAAACCCCUCUACUACCUCAAGCAGCACAUCAUCAGUUGAAUAGUUCUGGUAUUUGGUAGCCUGAUUUUGAUCAUAAGGAAAACAAGAAGAGAAUCCUUGUGAUCAAAUUCAGGCUACCUCUACCGAAUACCGGAACCAUUCAUCAGUGCACUUAAAUUAGUGUUAUGUACCAACUAAAUCUAAAGCACACGCACACACUCAAGUAGCACAUCGGUGCCUUUUUUCUCAGGAUCUUCCUACUAGACCGCGAAGACCAUGUUGACAGCCGAUCCUGCAUCCGUAGCUACAUUCUGUAGCAAGGAAAAC